Molecule: messenger RNA, 1199 nt
Organism: Aspergillus nidulans FGSC A4
Lineage: Eukaryota; Fungi; Ascomycota; Eurotiomycetes; Eurotiales; Aspergillaceae
Product: DUF3602 domain-containing protein
Exons: 1
Coding region: 143-634 (163 amino acids)
Source: RefSeq, a predicted model, not a curated record
CACAAAUAAAAGGCUUUUCUCCCUCAUCAGUCAUCAGUCAUCUUCUUCGAGUUGACUUUGGCGUUUCUGCAUCAUCAUUAGCAGCAUCCAUCAGCAGCAUCGACAGCAUCGGUUGCAUAUACAUAGUGGAUAUACAAUCACCAUGCCGGCAGUUAACUACCGCGUCGUCGAGCCACAUCCGUCAGUCCCUCACAGCGGCCGUCCAGCUCUUCACACGGCUCGCGGAGGCGCCGGCAAUGUCAUCAACCUAAAGAAUACCAAGACCACCGACUCACGCACCGCUACGGGCCCGGCUUCUCUGACCCGUCUGGACUCGCACGUACCAUCAACAUUCACUUCCGGCCGCGGCGGCGCCGGCAACGUCCACCGCAGCAGUGAGCGCGCCAUCUUCAGCUUCGAUGAGGAGCUGGAGCGCGAGAUGCGCCGCGCUGCGCCGGUAUAUCAUGUUGGCCGCGGCGGCGCAGGGAACAUGAUCCACCGCGAGAACGAGAAUGAGAGUAUUCUCAGCCGCAAGUUCUCUUCCACCAGCAAUACAUCGGCUAAGAGUAAUAUCUCUUCAACGAGUGACCGUGCGCGGGAAAUGGCUCGCCGCGGCCUCGAGAAGGGCUGGGAGAAGAUCAAGGGCAUGGCGUAGACAUGGACUUUCUCAACUCGACUUCAACAUUCCCAAUCUGUCCUGUCUUGCUCGCCUCCUUUCCUUAUAGCGCCUGGUUCCCUAUCCAACGCAUAUAGCGGCGUUUGGCUUCAACACUCAUGAUCACGACGAUUUACGACCACCAAAAGUUCUCUGAUUUCCUUCAUUCUCACUCAUUCGUUUUCCUCUGUCAGAUCACCAUCUCUCACUUUCAUCUUCUAUUCGACAUCACAUUCUACGCCUUUAAUCCGUCGCUUCGCUUCUUUUCAAACCGACCUGUCCAGCUCACCGGGCGGUCACUUCUACCUGUUCUGAUUUGAAACAACAAACCAUUCUCAAAAAAAUUCUAUGAUACCCCAGUCUCCGGACACUUUGAUACCCUUUUGCUGGUCUCCAUUACCCUCAGGGUUAUUUAGCCUGUCUGGAGCAUUUACUGUUUACUAUUAUUACCCAGCAACGGCAGUUGCAUGUUGUUUCUCAAUCUCGCUAUGUAUCCGUCUAGCUAGCAUAUCCUAAUGGGAAAAAAAAACAAGCAAACAGCACAUCUGAAGUAUUCCUGUUCUUA